GAUGGAAGCAUGUUGGGUUAAAUACAUGAGGGCAUCUAGCACUGGUUGCGUUCAUCAUUCCGUGACACAACCGAUAAUGCAGCAAGGUUAAAUAAAAGCAUAUGCACAUACUGUACUGUCCUUCGAGGCCCAGCAUAUCGAAUCCCCCCGUGUCACAAGCUACUCCAGCCCCAAGUACUCUGAGGUUACCCCAGAUCGCGAAAGACGCGUCCCGCCAUUUUGCGCCCAUGCAUGAUUCCCAAGCUGCUUUAUUUAUUUACUUUUCCAUGUCAUAGCUACCCACGAGCGCACUACGAUCUGGCGGCACUGAAACGGCUUCUUCUUUUGGCAUCCUUAUGCUGCAUGCAUGGAAGCAGCUCUAAAAAUGCAACAUGUCGGCUUCGUCCUCAGAUAAGGAGCGGCGCAUUAACCUGAGCAUCAACCGUCUGAUAGCUCAGGUAGCCCCUCCGCCCAACGACCUCGCCGAGGACCAGCAACAGGAAAGGGUAGACUGGUACACAACUCAGGUCAAGACUCACUUACAAGACAAUCCUUCACCUUCUGUUGCAUCCGACGUGAACCAUGCCUCGGACCUCAUCAAGCGCAAGCUCAUCGCCACGAGCCCCGCCCAGGCAUUGCGCUUCUCCAAUCUCUACUCGCGACUUCUGGCCCUGCCAGUGCUGAAUCAGAAAUGGGCCAUGUUAUAUCUGCUCAACGAGCUGGCAGAUUCGCCAAGCCCGGAGGAGGAUGAUCCCCACGCAUAUCAGGAGUACAUACAAGCCGAGCGGGCAGCGAGGCAAGAAGCCAUACAAGACCGAAGGCGACCUACGAAAGGCGACGACAAGCAUGCGACGCCCGAUGCGAUGCGAAGCCCCCAGGACCACCAUCAAAGGGCGGAUCCCGAGGAUGACUUCUUCCCCGGUGGGCUGAAGAAGGUCGUCGACAGAGCUAGGGGUCUGAGAGACCAGCCCCCCGAAGAUUCGGAGUCUGACUUUGACCGUCCAAUAUCAGCGCCCGCAUCAAGGCCCGUGUCGUCAAUGGGAGAGCACAAGAGGAAGGCUACAUUGGACAGGGCCCCUUCAGACCAGUCUAAACCCAGAGAUGUCUCUAUCAAGUCCAGUCAACUAUCCGACAACUAUUCGACCAUUGAUCCAUCCGAACUAGUCCUGCUCCGAGAUUUACCCUACACGCUUCAAGGGCUCUCUUCUACCACCUUGCCGUUCGGCAAGGGUUACACAGUCAAGCUUCCUCGCACUCUCCCUACACCUAUAGUGUCCAUUUUGAACACAUUGGCAGAGCCCUCUCUGUUAUAUCGGACCUUGGAGGACUUUGUCAAAACACCAGCAAAGGGUCUUCUGUCCCAGAGUCUACGCGCAGCUGUCAGCAACGAGCUUCGCGCAUAUCUGACUCUAGUCGCUACAUUGGAAGGACAGAUCAGACUGGCACUUGCCACUAUUGACGACAAUGCGCCUCGAAGCGGCAUCGGAAAAACCGGUGUGACAUUAAAACGUUGUGUAGUUUGGACGAGGGAAGCGACCAUGGGUCUGAGGCUCAUGAGUCUCAUUGCGGAGGAGUCAAAAAGCAAGAAAGGUGGUCAGCUCAUCUCUCUAAUUCACUCAUUUUCCUCGCUCCACGGAGACCCCAUCGUCGGCGCUUUCGCCGAGCGUCUCCUUACUCCCGUCACAAGGCCAUUCUACGAUAUACUCCGGCACUGGAUCUAUGAUGGUGAGCUCUCAGACCCAUACCAGGAGUUCUUCGUAUACGAGCAGUCUCCAGAGCAGAUGCCUAAAGGCAAGUCUGGAUCUACUAAUGUUUGGGAGGACAAGUACGUCAUGAAAGGAUCUAUGAUCCCUUCGAUUAUGCCCGAGGUAUUUGCCCAAAAGGUCUUCUUGAUUGGCAAGUCCCUCAACUUUAUUCGACACUCAUGCGGCGAUGCUCCAUGGGUAGAGUCAUAUAGCAAGGAGUCGUCCAAAGAGCUUCGCUAUGGCGAUACGGCAACGUUGGAGGCAUGGAUCGACGAGGCCUACAAAGCAACGAUGCGUCGACUUCUGCAUCUCAUGACGCAGAAGUUUCAUUUAUUCGAUCACCUGCGAGCCUUGAAAUCGUACAUCCUUCUCGGACAAGGUGACUUCAUCGCGUUGCUGAUGGAGUCCUUAGCUGGUAACCUGGACCGUCCAGCAGGAGCUCAGUACAGACAUACCCUGACAGCGCAACUGGAACACGCCAUCCGUGGCUCCAACGCACAGUACGACUCGCCUGAAGUGCUCAGGAGGCUAGACGCACGUAUGCUUCAGCUCACCCACGGCGAUAUAGGAUGGGACUGCUUCACGCUGGAAUACAAGAUCGACGCGCCUUGCGACGUCGUCGUCUCGGACUGGGGCGCGCGCCAAUAUCUCAAGGUCUUCAACUUCCUCUGGCGCGUCAAGCGCGUCGAGUUCGCCCUCUCCUCGUCCUGGCGCAAGGUCACCACAGGCUCCCGAGGCGUGCUGCAGACGCGCCACAAGACCGUCCAGCAGACCUGGAAGACCACGCGCGGCGUCCUGGCGGAGAUGGUCCACUUCGUCGGCCAGCUGCAGUACUACAUCCUCUUCGAGGUCAUCGAGUCCUCCUGGACGGAGCUGCAGCGCAGGCUCGCCGGCGAAGACUGCACCCUCGACGAUGUGAUACACGCCCACACGACGUACCUCGAGUCCAUCACGCACAAGGGCCUACUGGGCGCCCGGCGACGGCGCUUCGGCGGCGGCGAGAAGGAGGAGGACGAGAACUCGUACAUGAUCCAGCUCUCCGAGCUGCUCAGGAACAUGCUGUCGUACCGCGACUCCGUCGACGGCCUGUACUCGUGGUCCGUCUCGGACUUCACCCGGCGGCAGGAGGCCGAUUUCCACAACACGGCCGUGUCGUCGCACCCUAACGUGACGGCGCGGACGCGGCGCACGAACCCUGCCGGCCUCGCACACGCGGGCGACGGGGACGAGGAAGACCAGGACGAGGUCCCCGGAGGCGAGAACAGCGAGUUCCCGGCCCUGCAGGAGCGCCUCGCGCACCUGGGCGACAGGUUCAGGAACCGGCUGCAGAUCCUGCUGGGCGACCUGGCGUACCAGUCGGACGUGGACCUGAGGUUCCUGGGCGUGGCCAUGAACUUCAACGACGUGUACCAGCCGAUCAGGAAGAAGGCCAAGGGCACGCCGGCGCCCGGCGGGCUGGCUGUGGGUGGUGGUGUCGGGGGCGGUCAAAAGUGAGGGCUCAUGAGCAAUGAACGGGCGAUAGAUAUUUAUAAAAGAAAGUCCUGAGAUGGACCGGUUCAGUAUUGGUGGCAUACUCCAGCGCUUUCUCACGCUAGAAUUAUCAAUGUUUAUCAUGAAUUUAUGUCACGGCAGUAAUAAACAAAUCCAGCCAAACAGGCAAU
This is a messenger RNA of Truncatella angustata, 3385 nucleotides long. RefSeq names its product Spc98 family-domain-containing protein. NCBI's taxonomy places the organism in Eukaryota, Fungi, Ascomycota, Sordariomycetes, Amphisphaeriales, Sporocadaceae. Gene Ontology annotation, biological process: meiotic cell cycle; spindle assembly; mitotic cell cycle. Gene Ontology annotation, molecular function: microtubule minus-end binding; gamma-tubulin binding. The record is from RefSeq and is a predicted model, not a curated record. The transcript has 2 exons. The coding region runs from base 372 to 3218 and encodes 948 amino acids. Gene Ontology annotation, cellular component: centrosome; gamma-tubulin small complex; equatorial microtubule organizing center.